ACUAUUUACAAGUGAAGAGAUGCAUUCAGACCAGCAGGAGGAAAAGAAACCUGUAAAAAUGGAGUUUAUUGAAGAUUACAGUGAGAAACCUGUAAAGAUGGAGUUUAUUGAAGAUGACUGUGAGAACAGGAGUGAUCCUGAUCAAGAACCCCUCAGAGUGAAGCUUGAAGAUACUGAAGAACAGAUAGACCUGACGGUAGAGAUUAAGAAGAGUGAAGAACUGGAUGUAGCGGAGGAGGAACAUCGUGUCAAAACUGAAGAAAAACCUUUGAGUUGCUCACAGACUGGAAGUAAACUUGUGCUGAGAAGAGCCAUCAAAAUUUUCACUUGCUCUGAGUGUGGAAAAAGCUUCCCAUACAAACAACGUCUUAAAGAUCACAUGAAAAUCCACACUGGAGAGGAGCCACACAAAUGUGAUCAAUGCGGGAAGAGUUUCAUAAUUAAAUCAAAGCUUAUGUAUCACAUGAAAAUCCACACUGGAGAGAAGCCACACAAAUGUGAUCAGUGUGGGAGGAGUUUUACACUAAAAGGAGUUCUUAAGGAACACAUGAAAAUCCACACUGGAGAGAAGCCGUACACAUGUGAUCAGUGUGGGAAGAGUUUCAGAUUCACAAGUUCAUUAAGAGUACAUUUGCGUUCUCAUUCUGGAGAAAAACCAUUUAACUGUAAUCAGUGCAGUAAAAAAUUUCUUUUGGCAUGUUCCCUGAAGAAGCACAUGAAUGUUCAUUCAAAGGAGAAGCCUCACGUGUGUUCUUUGUGUGGAAAGGGAUUUUCAUUGGUGAACGGUUUAAAAUUACACCAGAAAAGACACAGCGGUGUGAAGAAUCAUGUGUGCUAUGUUUGUGGAAAAAACUAUUUUACAGAGGGGGUACUGAAGCAGCACCUGAAGAGAAGCUGCACACAAAAAAGAACCCUUUCUGAAAAGGAAGUGCUGUCAAGGGCUUGUUAA
This is a messenger RNA of Rhinichthys klamathensis goyatoka, 949 nucleotides long. RefSeq names its product gastrula zinc finger protein XlCGF8.2DB-like. The transcript has 3 exons. Gene Ontology annotation, cellular component: nucleus. NCBI's taxonomy places the organism in Eukaryota, Metazoa, Chordata, Actinopteri, Cypriniformes, Leuciscidae. Bases 20 to 949 code for a protein of 309 amino acids. The record is from RefSeq and is a predicted model, not a curated record.